Molecule: messenger RNA, 3148 nt
Organism: Alosa sapidissima (American shad)
Lineage: Eukaryota; Metazoa; Chordata; Actinopteri; Clupeiformes; Clupeidae
Gene: abi3a
Product: ABI family, member 3a
Exons: 11
Coding region: 392-1960 (522 amino acids)
Cellular component (GO): lamellipodium
Molecular function (GO): SH3 domain binding
Source: RefSeq, a predicted model, not a curated record
UGUGAUAUAGCUCAAAGAAGAAAGUAAAAAUGUAUAGGACAAUGAUUUCAGUUAGGCUAUAAUGAGCGGAACAUGGAUUUGGCCUGUUCAUUUUCACAAUUGUAUAGCACGGGAUAAAUUGCAGUAAUCUAUUCGUUUAUUAAUGCUAGUUUUAGGACAGACAGUGUACUGUGUAGAUCAAAAGUGUUCACUGCGAGCAAGAGUGAAACAGAACUUGCGGUCUAGCUCGCUGCGCGCUGUCACGAAAUCCUUCUCGCUUUGACUGUCAAGUUCUCUUUCCUCAUUGAGACAACGUCAAAGGCUGGGCGGCUCAGCCCCUCUACAAGCUUAACGCAUCUUUCAUGACGCGCCGUUGGUGAAUGAUUUUCUGCGGGAAUUCAAGACGAUUGUGAUGAAGGAUCAAAACUACACCGAAGAAGUAGUCAAAAUACUUCAAGAAGCGCCGUCCGCAAGACAGGCUCUUUUGGAAAACUACACAAACCUGUACAAUGUGGCGGACUACUGCGAGAAAAACUAUCUCGAGGCAGGAGAUGAAUCCCAGAAAGCUCUGGAGGAGACCAAAGCCUUCACGACCCAGUCCCUGGCCAGCGUGGCCUAUCAGAUCAGCAACAUGGCCAGCAGUGUCCUGAAGCUCCUGGAAGCCCAGACCUCCCAGCUGUGCCAGAUGGAGUCCUCGGUCAAUCUCAUCGGACAGACAGUGGACAUGCACAGAGAGAAAGUGGCUCGCAGGGAGAUUGGCGUUUUCACGGCAGCAAAGAGGGUGCCUCGCAGCCACAAGGUCAUCCCCCCGGCAACAGGCAAAGAGCCCAAAACCAAGUACACCCGCACGCCCAUCUCCUAUGCCAGUCUAGACUCACUCGGGCAUGGAAUGAAGGACUCCGGGAACCAGGUGGCCCGAACAGCCACCAUGACACGCAAGCCCGGUGGCACGCUUGGGAGAAAUAGUCGGCCGCUUGAACCUGUCCAGUGCCCGGUUGCCCCGACGAUGUCCCGUGGCGCAUCACUCACAUCUCUUAGUGACCGCUCCACUGGAUCUAGUUUUGGCAAGGCCGUGGCCCCACCGGUGGUGCCCAGCUUGCCCGCCGAACCUGACAUCACCAGUACGCUACUGGAGGACGACUCUCUGCUACCGCCGCCACUGAUGGACGAGGACGGUGGUAGCGGCGGCGGCACGGCCGAGGUCCAGGACUUCAUCCCGCCCCCUCCUCCGCUGCCCCCCGCUGCAGACUCUGCGGAAGUGGCCGCUCCGCCUCCCCCCCCUCCGCCACCACCAACCCCUGUGGAGGCUUCGCUGCCCCCGCCUCCACCCGCCCCACCUCUGGAGACAGUGGCAGAGGAGAAUGGCUUCCCCCCUCCCAUUCUCAUGGAUGAUGCCCUCCCUCCCCCAAUCAGUGAUUGCUCUGACCUUCCUCCUCCCCCUAUCCCACCAUUGGAUGAGAUUGAAGCUCCUCGCACGAGGCGUUCUCGCGUUCGCCGCCACCCCCCAAGUGCACGUUCACUCUCACUGAGGGUGCGCAUGGGCCCCAGCACACGCUCCCUCUACACGCGCUCGCUCUUCCUGCCCGGUGUCCAAUCACUCAUGAUCCCACCUCCUCCCUCAUACCCUCCCCCGUCCGCACCGCCCGCCUCGCUGAGCCCUCUGACCAAGCUUCCUGCCCGCCUGGAGCACCUGGAUCUGGAGAUUCCUGCACCACCACCGCCACCUCUUGACUGCUUUGAUGGCUUUGAUGACAUGCCACCUCUCCCGCCCCCCGUGGACUACGACACAGCUGUCCCAGCUAAUUACCUCGAGAAAGUGGUGGCGCUGUACAGCUACGAGGCAGGCAACGCUGGCGACUUGGCCUUCAAGGAGGGAGAUAUCAUCUACGUCGUGAGCAAAAACGAGGAUGGCUGGUGCGAAGGAGUGUUGAACGGAGUGCAGGGAUACUUCCCUGGGAAUUAUGUGCAGCCGGCUACAUAACUAGGGCAGAGCGUCUCCCUAUGAAUACACACAACAUGGCAAUAAUCUUCUGUAAAUCACAGGAAAUUACAAAUGUGAUUAGGUGUUAAGCUUAAAAGCUCAGUAAGUAAUUAUUGAAACAUUUUCUUUGGCAGAAAGUUUCACUGUAAGUGUGUGUCUGUAUGUCUGUCUGUAUGUAUGUAUGUAUGUAUGUAUGUAUGUAUGUAUGUAUGUAUGUAUGUAUGUAUGGUGUGUGCUGGGGCAAGAGGUUUAGACCAAAGUUUGUGGAGUUUGAUGACUUGAAUGCCACAAGAGUUAAAGACACAUCACUAUAAGUGAAAUGAAAACCUUGUCCAUCUCAUGUUUAAAAGCACACUGGUCAAUCUCUAGCACACAUUGUUAAUACCCAUAACUUAAAAAUCCUGAUUUAACUUUUUAUUUUGUUUGAACUUUUCAUCAGGGCAUCAGUCAGGCAGAGGUUAGAAACAGGCACACUCACAACACACAUACAAAAACAUGAGUCAAACUGUCAGAAUACCCAAGAAAGGAUAACAACUAUAUCUUUGCCUGUAGCAAACCUCUCCACUUCCUAGCAUUUAGACUGUCCUAGCUGUCACAGCCAUUGAGAGAAGUGCUGUAUGUAUGCUGCCCAUGUUGUGUUUGUCUUCAUCCUGAGACUAAGGACAAGUCCUGAGACAUUAGUGAUGGGUUGUAAUUACAAAGUUAGUGCCAGAUCAUUUAACACAAUCCCUAUAAAUUCCCUUUUGCCUUCUACAGAACAAGCUAGGGAAGUUUUACAAUUACGGUACACACAGCAGCUGGGCAGUCUGCUCAGUCUUUCUCAACAGGUCAAUUUCACAGCCAUGGCUUAAAGUAUAGACUGCUACAGGGGAUUUUUCCUUGCUGGUUUCUCAGGAGUCAGCAGGAGUUCAUUUGUAGUCAAACUAAUUUUCUCGGUGUGACGCAAACUAAAAUAAAUUAAUAUAUAUUUUGUAAAGAUAAAUACAUUUUGUAAAUAUAGUUUUCAAGAAAUCUGUGCAAGUUGGCAAUUUCCACAGGCAUAUUGUACGCACAUGUAAGACGUUAACUUACAUUAACGUUAACAACAUCACUUGUGCUUAACAUAAUUGUUUGCAGAUGUCUUUCUGCAUUUAAAAAAAAGAAGAAGAAAAAAUGUUACGAUGAAGGAAAAUAAAGGGCUUAAUUCUA